Cercospora beticola is the source of this 474-nucleotide messenger RNA. RefSeq names its product peroxiredoxin family protein. Gene Ontology annotation, cellular component: cytosol; peroxisome; mitochondrion. Gene Ontology annotation, molecular function: thioredoxin peroxidase activity. Lineage: Eukaryota; Fungi; Ascomycota; Dothideomycetes; Mycosphaerellales; Mycosphaerellaceae. The record is from RefSeq and is a predicted model, not a curated record. Gene Ontology annotation, biological process: cell redox homeostasis; hydrogen peroxide catabolic process; cellular response to oxidative stress.
AUGGUCAAAGCCGGAGACUCCAUCCCAAACGUCGAGCUCGUCGAGGGCGCUCCCGACAAGAAGGUCAACAUCGCUAAUGAGCUCUCUUCCGGAAAGGGUCUCAUCAUUGGCGUUCCUGCUGCCUUCAGCCCUACGUGCACAGCGAGGCACAUUCCCGAGUAUCUGAGCCACAAGAGCCUCAAAGAUGCCGGCAAGGUCUUUGUCGUUGCCGUCAAUGACCCAUUCGUCAUGAAAGCAUGGGCAGAGUCAUUGGACCCAAGUGCAAAGUCUGGCAUCCGCUUUUUGGGAGACCCUCACUCUGAACUUACCAAGGCCUGGGACCUGGAAUUCGACUCCGCUAAGGUCUUUGGCCAGAACAGAGGCAAGCGUUGUGCCAUCACCACCGAAAAUGGAAAGGUGAAGUCGGUUCACAUCGAGCCUGACAACACGGGCGUGAGCGAGUCUGCCGCCGAGAAGGUUCUGGCCGCACUCUAA